GAUAUAAGAGCAGUUUGUUCGAGGUUCUGGUGCUGUUGUUUGUUGUUGUUAGUGUUGAUAGAAUCUGCGCCAAUUUGUUGAUAAUAAUGGCUGAUCAAGAAUUAUCUGGAGAGAAAACAUUUGCCGAAAAACAAGCUGAGAGAAUGCAACGGCUGAAGAACCUACACAACAAAAGGAAUGAAGCGAGAACUCAAAAUCAUAAGGAAGUUGUUGAAGAGGAUAAGAGAAUGAAACUACCAACUAAUUGGGAAGCCAGGAAACGGCAGGCUGAGUGGAUUCUGAGUGAUGAGACUGCCAGGAAAGAGGCAGAAGAGAAGGGCCUGGACUAUGAUCGACAAAAACUUCUUCACAUUGAUGCACUAGAGGCAGCAAGACUCGAACGUAAAAAGAAACGAAAAAAUCCAGACUCAGGUUUUGCUGAUUACGAGCAGGCAACGAUAAGACAGUACAAUCGUUUGGUAAAAGGAAUAAAACCGAAUAUGGAAUCAUAUGAAGCUGCUAAAGAAAAGCUGGGACCAGCAUUUUAUGGAGACAGGAAUACGAUUCUUCAAGGACUGCACGAGGAUAAAAAAGAAGCUGUGGACAAGAUGGUGGACGAUUUGGAAAAACAGAUCGCUAAGCGGGAGAAGUACAGUAGACGACGAACCCAUAAUGAUGAUGCAGAUAUUGAUUACAUCAAUGAACGCAAUGCCAAAUUUAAUAAUAAAUUGGAGCGAUUUUAUGGCGAACAUACGAGAGAAACGAAGCUUAAUUUGGAAAGAGGCACGGCGAUAUAAUAUAUUUUAUUUCGGAAAUUUGGUUUUAUUACUCGGCGAUGACGUAAUAUCAUUGCAGUAUUGUCAAAGUACAAUUAAACAUAUAUGAUGUAUAUGUUGUUGAAUGUAGCCUUUAGUGUUUGUGGAUACAUUUCGACAUUAUAUCAAGGCCGUUUCUAUGGAUAUAUUUGGGAUACAAGUUUCGGAGAUGUAUAUUAGUUCAAUAAAAGUAAAUAAAUAUAUCUUCAAAAAA
Diachasmimorpha longicaudata is the source of this 1008-nucleotide messenger RNA. Its product is annotated as pre-mRNA-splicing factor Syf2. The transcript has 4 exons. Lineage: Eukaryota; Metazoa; Arthropoda; Insecta; Hymenoptera; Braconidae. Gene Ontology annotation, cellular component: catalytic step 2 spliceosome; Prp19 complex; post-mRNA release spliceosomal complex. The record is from RefSeq and is a predicted model, not a curated record. Bases 87 to 776 code for a protein of 229 amino acids.